AAAUUUACAUGUGUGUAUGCACGAUCCCCUUCUCCAUGUCCUUUUUGUGAAUGUGUGAUUCACUGUGAAAUGGCGAAGUGCUAGUUGGUUUUACAGUUCAUAACUGGAGCUCGUUGAAUAUCCCUCAUGGUUAUACGUUAUAACUAUAACGAUGCACAAAUGAAUGUGAAAUUUGAAAUAAUGUGAUCAAUCUGAGUGUUCAGUUUUCAUAACCAAAGCACAUGUAGCUACGCUAUUAAUUCCUAAUCAUUUGUCGCAACUUUGUUCAAUAAUAGUGCAAAAAAUGUGACUUUAAACCCACUGAGAUAAUUCUAAGUGUUGUGAAAAUUUUUUGUUAUUUCUUACCCCUCGAUAACAUGCUGCUGGAUUCAUGGCAAACAUGGAUAGGCAAAGCAUCUUUUGGAAGAAUCUGAUCGACGUUGAGGACGAGAGGAUUUUCGAGAAGGUAGAAAGAGUUGGAGCUUUGCUAGGAAACAGUGAUAAAGAAAAAUGUCAGAAGGAGAAUUUCGACUGGUGUCGUGUGUCUGUUUUAAAAUCGGCAGACGAAAAUUACACCGAAAGUGAUCGGGAGGCCAAUGAUUAUCCGUCGCUUCAUAUCAAUCGUAAGCUGACGUUGAUCGGACGGGAAGUAAACUGCGGAAAGAUAAAAUUUCACUCGAAUUCCAGAGAGUUUAACGAUCAUGAGGAGAAUUCCACGAACCGCAUAACGCGGUCGAGCGACGAUUACAGCGGCGUAGAUUGUAUCAGCCGAGUAACGGAGAGAGGCGAACGUCAUCACAAAGCUUAUUCUUGUAAUGGCCGCCGCCGUAGUUACCGUCGUGAAAGGCACGCGAAGCGUAGCCGUGGUGCGAAAUGCUUGCUCUGUGUGUCAAGGAAAAAGUAUAACGAAAAGAGUUUGAAAAAGCGGAAGAAACGCAGCAAGGUGUUGAACAACAAUGUGAUGUGCGUAUUAAACUGUUCGUAUAUAAUAAAGGAGUGUAGUAUAAUUGAUUAUCAGUCGAAAUUGUCCGGUCCGACAGUUGUGAAAUUUGGUAUAAUCAGAUCAACGUCGUCGGCUCAUCAUCCGGAGGGUGAGGCUGAAGUUUCACCGUCACAGUCACAGAAAUCCACGAAACAGCGACGAAUCGGUAGAGUGGAAAAUCCUUUCUCAACUGAGCUAUCGAUAUUUAGAUCUAUACAAAAUCUAAUACAACACCUUUCGAAUAUUCUCGAGGAGAGGAAAUCACGUGUAAAAAAACAACAUGGACCGAUGGAAACGUUGGAUAUAAAUUCUGGUUACAUAGCUCGUAAACAAACCGAAUCGAACAGAAGAUUUGACAAAUUUUACAAACUGAGAAUGAACAACGUCAAUAAAUCCAUCAGCGGCUCUGUGGUAGAAGGUAGCGAAAAGUUUGACCAAUCUAAACUCACUAAACUACCAAUGACACGUACCACCAACAAGAGUCCUCAAAGUGACGAAGGCAUCGAGCCGGAUCCUGACCAGCGGAGAGGAUUCGUCGCACGCUGCUGGAGUCUUGACUCCGCUGUACCAAGUGACGACGAUAGCUGUCCAAAUUCUGUCACUCAAAGGGAACACAAGGUUCGCGUCACAAGAUGUUGCAGCUCCGACAGUGCGGUGCUCAGUGACGACGAACAGAACAAAGUUUGGGGGAGUUCCAAUGUAAACGAGGCUGUGGAAUGUGAGUCUAGCGAAAAAGACGAUGGGCAACCAAGGUACUGGCGAACUCCUAGUGUCGUGGUCAGCGAUUUUUCGGACUACUCUUACUUGGAGGAGAAUUUUGAGAGGAACAACAUAGAUGACAAAUUUGACGGGAACAGCGGGCCCAGUCAAGCUAGCAGUUGCUCUUGCUUUGACUGCGACGAGGUUCGACAAUCUACUGAAAAUUCUCUUUCAUUAGACUUUCACCUGCUGCAAAUAUGCCGCCAUAGACGCCACUCGGACUCGUGUUGUUUAUGCGUUGGCUCUAAGCAUAGCAUUUCGCAAAGCAACGUUAACAGGAGAAAUUCAUGUCUGGCUUCUCCCAGUCCAUAUUAUCCAAAGUUGACGAGGUCUGAGGGAAGCUCUCCAAACUGCGACAGUUCAAGAGGUCGUUUAGAAGACACGGAGAAUAAGAGUCAUGGCGAGCUGUUAGACAUCCCGAUGUGUCGGAAGAUAUCCGAUUGUUCAACUAAUUCCAGUCUAAGUGGUGACGAUUAUGAAAUCACCGAGCUCCAACCAAUCAAACAUCCAAAGACAUCAGGCUGGAGAAAAUUGAGAAACAUUGUACAAUGGACGCCAUUUUUUCAAACUUACAAGAAACAGCGUUACCCAUGGGUGCAGCUUGCGGGACAUCAAGGGAAUUUCCGUGCAGGACCAACUCCUGGGACGAUUUUAAAGAAACUCUGCCCGCAGGAGGAGGCUUGCUUCCGUUUAUUAAUGCGCGAUGUUUUGAGGCCUUAUGUACCUGAAUUCAAGGGGGUUUUGGACGUUCGAGAGUCUGAAAACGGCGCGGAAUUACAUGACGAUAUCGCAGCUGAGACUAAGGACCGAGAGGGAGGCGGAGACUUGCGUAAAUCUGUCGUAUCUUCCUAUCUGCAGCUCCAGGAUUUACUCGGAGACUUUGAACAGCCCUGUGUCAUGGACUGCAAAGUUGGGGUGCGGACUUACCUUGAAUCUGAGCUCGCCAAGGCCAAAGAGAGACCAAAGCUACGGAAAGACAUGUAUGAGAAAAUGGUUCAAGUCGAUCCUAGUGCGCCAACAGCCGAGGAACGUCGUGUUCAGGGUGUCACGAAACCUAGGUAUAUGGUUUGGCGAGAGACAAUCUCGAGUACAGCUACGUUAGGCUUCAGAGUUGAAGGAAUCAAGCGAGCUCAGGGAGGUUCCUCUAAGGAUUUCAAGACCACGCGGACUCUGGAGCAAGUCACAGAGGCACUAAAACGCUUCACAGAAGGAUAUCCGCAUGCUGUCCCAAAGUACCUUCAGCGGCUGAAAGCUAUUCGAGCCACCCUCAAGGCAUCCACGUUCUUUGCAACACACGAAGUUGUAGGAUCAAGUCUACUUUUCGUCCACGACGCAACCGAUGCUGGGAUCUGGAUGAUUGACUUUGCAAAGACUUUGCCGCUUCCUUCCCACUUGCAAAAUAUACGCCACGAUGCGGAAUGGCAAGUUGGUAAUCACGAGGAUGGAUAUCUGAUUGGUGUGAAUAAUUUGAUUAAUAUAUUUCAAGAUAUACGAGACUCGGAAGUAUAAUAUAGUAUAAUCAGCGCAUUUUCAUUCAUGAUGAAAAAUUGGUCCGUUUGGAACUCGUCGUGAGACGAUUGAGAGGAUGUGUGUAUAUAUAUAUGUAUUUUUUAUUGCCCUAGUGAUUAUAAUGUAUGGAGUUGAAAAGGUAAAUUACCUAACAGAAUUCUCGUUCUUCUGUGGCGUUGACCUAAAAUUUUGUAUCAGUGUUCGAUGAUUACAGUGACAAAAGAAUCUCUGUUAUUAUUAUCAAAUAGUCUCAAUUUUAGGCGCGAUAAUGGAAAUUGCGGUGAUUAAAAAAAUCCGCAAGAAUUUAGUAAAUGAAUAAUGUACAGGAACGUAAUUCGUAGAUUUUUUUUCCUUUUUUGCCAAGAGUUCACAGGAUUGUAGUAUAUAGGUAGCAUAUACACAAGUAUGACUACAAUGUAUAGAUUUCGAAAUUAUGUGGGAAUUUGACAUAUUAGCCCCAUGUGCUCAAUCCAUAAAAGCACCAUAUCCUCUUCCAUAUAGUCCUCCUUUAAAAAUGAUAGGUAACCGGUAUGAUACUGACAAAUAGUCAAAAUUUCGACUACGCUGUUCCUUUUGUGUAUUCCCACAAAUCUGAUGGUAAUUGAGUGUAACGGGAAAGAACAAAAAAGAUCAAACAAAGAUAAAUAGUGAUAACACUGACGUUGAGAAAUAAAUACAAUUAUCAAUAAAAAAAAUGCUUGAUAUACUGCCGAAA
Diprion similis is the source of this 3944-nucleotide messenger RNA. RefSeq lists its product as uncharacterized. Gene Ontology annotation, cellular component: nucleus; cytoplasm. The transcript has 8 exons. Gene Ontology annotation, molecular function: inositol tetrakisphosphate kinase activity; inositol-1,4,5-trisphosphate 3-kinase activity. The record is from RefSeq and is a predicted model, not a curated record. Bases 371 to 3229 code for a protein of 952 amino acids. Gene Ontology annotation, biological process: inositol phosphate biosynthetic process. NCBI's taxonomy places the organism in Eukaryota, Metazoa, Arthropoda, Insecta, Hymenoptera, Diprionidae.